This is a messenger RNA of Fopius arisanus, 2169 nucleotides long. RefSeq lists its product as uncharacterized. The coding region runs from base 95 to 2035 and encodes 646 amino acids. The record is from RefSeq and is a predicted model, not a curated record. Lineage: Eukaryota; Metazoa; Arthropoda; Insecta; Hymenoptera; Braconidae. The transcript is spliced from 2 exons.
GAAAAAUUAUCUACUGCAACAUCAUAUUUAACCGCAGAACUGCCAUUCCAGUCAUAAUUGUGCUAUUGCGGAGUGCAGAUCCCUCAUUAGAGACAUGUCACCAUCAAGUCUAAUGCGCCUUCUGCUAAUCCUAUCGUCAAUCAGCUACAGCUUCAGUGGUUCACCUGCGAACGAGACGUCGAAUGAAACUAUACAAUACCAUUUGGAGCAACGAAGAGCUAGACUCGAAAGAUUCAACCCGACAUUCACAGACACGAGUAGCUUCAAUUUUUUCCAGGUCCUGAAUAAUGCAGUGAAAUCCCCGAGAGUAAACCUACUGAUUCAAGACCUGAUCAUCUCGUCUUAUCCGCAUUUUGAAUCACUAUCUGAGGUGACUUACUUUCAACCAACGGCGAUGAUACAGGAAGAUUUCCAGGUGCUGCGAGAUAACUACAUAAACUGCUGGAAUACCUCAGCUAGGAUCUACUACAGGUCCUCCUCACCAGGAUUCCACCCAGUGAUACCAGAACCCGGUGAGGAAGGACAGGCCCAGUUAAAGAAAUGUAUCGGCAAGUCAAAGGAACAACUUCUCCCCCAUUCUGAAAUAAAAGCUCUCCUAGGUGACCCUGACGAGCUUAAUCCGUUAAAAUCCAAUAGAAACUUCAGCAGUAGCAACGACAGGCUGUGGCGUAACAUAACCCAUUACUUUUUUAACUGCGUCCCAGCGGAAAAAGUCAGUGUCGAUCGUUUUGCAUAUCAGCAGGAGCUGUUGCCCUUUGAACACCAAAUAAAUCAAUGGUUAGAUCUAAUAGCGACUGCUAAUCUAUCCAUAGGCGAAUAUUUCAGAUUACAAAUACUGAGAUUUAGCGUAGUCCACCAUGAAGAGUUCCGGAAGACGUUGGACGAAAUGCCCCAGCCAUCGGAAAUCCUUCAGGAUCUUCCGUUCUUCCCGACUAACACCAGCACCAAUGAGUUUAACAAUACAGCUAUCUACAGAGCUACAAUCUUGUUACUUGCAAAUGAAUCCGCGAGUCUGCUUCAAGAAGGACUUGAAUUGCUUCAAGACGCAUUGAUAGAUUUGAUCAUCAUUGACAGAGCCAAACCCGAGGAGAAAUCACGGUACAUACCAGUUCGUUAUGAAUUCAAUAUGUCUGAAGUUACAUUGCUGGAUAUAGCGAAGAUCGGAGGAAUGCUCUGGGACUUUCGAUAUGUAACUGAUGCAAAUUAUUAUCAGACUCCACUGAAGUUAGAUAAUAAUGGAGUGCUUGGAUACUUCUCGGCGAAUCCUCAGCUUUCGGAAGACCAGAGGAUUCUGAGGAUCAGAUGGACUAUCAACAACUUCAUAAAACUCUACUGGAAAGUCAUGAAAACUCGAGGGAUUGUUCCUAAGAAGAUGGAGGAACAGGAUCAAGCUGUUGUUUGUGAGUUCCAGUCUAUGGAUGAAUUGACCAAGUACGACAGAAUACGCACUCCACCGAAUUUCGAUUUAAACAGUAAUGGAGGACCGCAUACUCAUAUAAUAAGGAAGAGACUUGAAAAAUGUACUCAUUGUCUGCUUGUCGACUCUAUUAUUGAUGAAGCCAUUGGGGACAUACGUGAAAGAGGGAAUCACUCUAUCCCAAAAGAUCUGCCUUUGCCUCUAGUUCUCAAGCUGAAUGACUUCUUAAAGGAUGCAUCGAAGGCUCAGAAAGAGAAGGGAUUGAACUUGAUCAAAUAUUUGUAUGAAUAUUCGUGGGCCGUCAUGCCACUGGUGAAGGGAAAUCCUACACCUAGCGUAUUCUUCGUAGAAGAAUAUAUGCCGAACGUCAUGGACAAACGACUGCAGUCUUUGCUGUCCGAAUUGCAAAUAUUCGGAGGAAAAUUGGACGUCAAGUAUUUGAACGAAUUCGGACAGGAAACCUUUAUCAAAAAUGGAAGUGAGGGAUCAUUCCAGUGGGUGGGACCACAUGUGAGACCAUCAUCUUAUACAUCGGAACAUGAAAUUUAUGUGAAUAUAAAAUAUAUUCUGAAUGCAAUUGUGGAAUUGAUAUUUGAAGUUGUGAACACGAAGAAAUAGAAAGCCAUCCAAGUUCUGGUAAAUAUUGAUCAAUCCUGAUCAAUUGUCAUCAUAUCCUUGGAAAUCGAUGAUGCAAACUGACCAGGUGAUGAGAUUUUAGUGAAUGUAGUCAAUAAAAUUGAGAUAAUCUGUUA